This is a messenger RNA of Nicrophorus vespilloides, 1534 nucleotides long. RefSeq names its product succinyl-CoA:3-ketoacid coenzyme A transferase 1, mitochondrial-like. Gene Ontology annotation, biological process: ketone body catabolic process. Bases 41 to 1534 code for a protein of 497 amino acids. Gene Ontology annotation, cellular component: mitochondrion. Lineage: Eukaryota; Metazoa; Arthropoda; Insecta; Coleoptera; Silphidae. The transcript is spliced from 10 exons. Gene Ontology annotation, molecular function: succinyl-CoA:3-oxo-acid CoA-transferase activity. The record is from RefSeq and is a predicted model, not a curated record.
GUAUCUUUUCAUGAGCGAAGUAGUUCGGUGAUUCCUUGCGAUGUUUUUGACAAUAAACAGGGCUCAGUUUUUUCUGAAGCGGUUUUCGAGUGGAGUAAAUAAUAAAAUCUAUCCAUCGGCGCAAGAAGCUAUUGAGGAUGUAAGCAGCUUUAGUCAGUUGCUCUUCGGUGGAUAUGGAAUUUGCGGUAUCGCCGAGAAUUUGAUCGAAGCUUUGAGGAAGCAUCCAUCCAAAGAUUACUCGGUGGUAACCAUAGAACCGGGAUUGGUAGAUUACGGACUCGGAUUACUUCUUAAUGAGAAGAAAAUCAAAAAGAUGAUCCUUUCUUUCAUGGCUGCUAAUCCUCAAUGUAUCAGGCAAUACUUGAAUGGUGAACUUGAAGCGGAAUUUUCACCGCAAGGAACUUUGAGCGAACGUUUGAGGGCUGGCGGUGCUGGUAUCCCAGCGUUUUACACGGCAACAGCUGUUGGAACUCUUAUGCAAACGGGAGGAUGUCCCAUGAAGUAUAAUGAACAAGGACUGAUUGUAAAGGAAAGUGUACCUAAAUCAAGUAAAAUAAUCGACGGAAAGGAGUAUAUCUUAGAGAAAGCCAUUGUUGGAGAUUAUGCAUUUAUCAGAGGUUGGAAAGCGGAUAAAUUGGGAAACGUAGUCUUCAGGAAAUCCGCAAGGAAUCUCAAUGUGACUGCGGCUAAAGCAGCUAAAAUCACCAUAGUCGAAGUCGAGGAAAUUGUUGAUGUCGGAGAAUUGGAUCCGGAUGAUAUACAUUUACCUGGAAUCUACGUGCAACGCGUAGUUAAAGGCGAUAAAUACCUGAAGCCUAUACAAAUACUGAAGGUGCAUGAUGAAAAUAAUUCUCGUUUAGACCCUAUUCAUGAACGGAUUGCGCAAAGGGCUGCAUUGGAAAUACGUAACGGAAUGUUUGUUAACCUUGGUAUUGGAUUGCCUCUGCACAUCCCAAGCCAUGUUCCUUCUGAUGUGGAAUAUUUUGUACAAAGCGAUAAUGGUAUAAUUGGCGUAGGGCCUUAUCCAACUUGGGACGAAAUUGAUCCUGAUUUAGUCAAUGCAGGAAGGGAGACGACUACUGUUAUUCCAGGUGCAUCCUUUUUCAGCAGCGACGAAAGCUUUGCCAUGAUUCGAGGAGGUCACAUUGAUAUGACUGUCUUAGGUGGAUUAGAAGUGUCUCAAUACGGUGAUCUUGCAAACUGGAUGAUUCCCGGUAAAUUUGUGAAUGGAAUGGGUGGAGCUAUGGAUUUAGUUUCAGGACCAAAUACAAAAGUUUUGAUCUGCAUGCAGCACAAUAACAAGGACGGAAAACCAAAGAUCGUAGAGGAAUGUACCUUGCCCCUGACUGGAGCUAAAUGCGUGGAUAUGAUCAUAACGGAGAAAUGCGUUUUUGAAGUGAAUCCUGGUAGAGGUUUGGUGCUCGUCGAUCUUCAGGAAGGUGUUUCAUUGGCAGAGGUUGUUGAAUCAACGGCUGCUUCUUUCGAAGUUUCACCAAAUGUGAGGCAGUUGAAGCAACGCGCUUAUCAAGUUUAA